Anopheles funestus (African malaria mosquito) is the source of this 1753-nucleotide messenger RNA. RefSeq lists its product as uncharacterized. Lineage: Eukaryota; Metazoa; Arthropoda; Insecta; Diptera; Culicidae. The record is from RefSeq and is a predicted model, not a curated record. Bases 211 to 1401 code for a protein of 396 amino acids. The transcript has 3 exons.
UUAGGCUUUCUACACAUGAAUCCGCGGACGCCGCGGUCCGCGGAAAACACGUAUAACUUGUGUUAUUAAUUAUGUUAUACCUACCUUCAACACUGAAUAAUAAACCGAUGCCUUUGACAGAUUGUUUAUUGUAUUUAAACAGUGUGUUGAUAAACAUUGCAUGUUGUGUCCGGAUAAACCUUGCAUUUGUUGUGAUUUAAUAAAACAAUUAUGAAUCGCGAAAAAACUGCAGCCGUUCUGCAAUUUACUCAAGCAAUGACGAAUUUCCUUCGUCUACAUAUGGUUUCCCUUCGCCAACCACCUGCUAGGGAAUGGAUGCGCCCCAUGCUGCUCGAAAGAGAUGACCACGCUGGACGACUAAUGGACACAAUUUUGGAAGAAGAGCUGGAUAGCACCAUAAUUAAUUUUUUGAGGCUAUCCAGAAAUGAUUUCAACUAUCUGCUUCGUGCUGUUGAAUCGAAAAUUCAAAAAGUAGAUACAAAUAUGCGCAAGAGCUUAUCAGCUAAGGAAAAGCUCAUUGUGACUUUGCGGUAUUUGGCAACGGGCGAUCAAUAUAAAUCGCUUGAAUAUUCAUUCCGGAUUUCAGCACAAGCUAUCAGCAGCUUUAUUCCCGAAGUGUGCGACUGUCUCGUUGAAACGUUGCGAGAUUACGUAAAGCUACCCUCAAGUCCAGACGAUUGGAUGAAAAUCGUACAGGGCUUUGAGGAUAAAUGGAACUUUCCUCAUACGCUCGGGGCUAUGGACGGCAAGCACGUAGGAAUCAAAUCACCCCCCAACAGUGGAACCAACUACUACAACUACAGGAAAUUUUUCAGCGUCGUACUGUUGGGAGUAGUAGAUUCCAACAGUAAUUUCAUAUUUGCAGAUGUUGGUUCCAGGGGAAGAAUCUCUGAUGGAGGUGUAUUUAAAAAUACAUUACUCUAUCACAAGCUAGAGACAAAUGAGUGUAACCUUCCAUGUCCAGCACCGUUAAGCCCAUCGUCAAACAUCUUGGUUCCCUAUAUGUUUUUAGGUGAUAAAGCAUUUCCUCUAACACAAUAUUGCCUUCGCCCUUUUGGUGGUUUGACCGAAAGGAGAUCGACCGAGCGAAACUUCAACGAGCGACAUUCUAAAGCUAGACGCUGCGUGGAAAUGGCUUUCGGAAUCCUGAGUGGACGUUUCCGGGUUUUAAAAAAACCGAUUGAGCUCGAAGAAGGAAAUGCAAAAAAAGUUAUAAUGGCUGCAAUAUAUUUACAUAACUUCAUUCGUAGAGAUGCAAAUGUGCGAAGCCAAGAUGCUAGACGAUUCAACACUACUCACGACGAAGUGAAUUUACGUAACCUAAACUCGAAUCGAAAUCGCUCCGGGAACGAAAUGCUACAUAUUCGGAUGCACAUUGCUGACUUCCUCCUAAAUCAUUGAAAUAUCCCUGCUAAUUUAAAAUUAAACUACUGUGACAUUAUGAAUUGAAAAAAAACUGUAUUGAGAGCAAAUAUUGUGUAUCUUUAUUAUUUAAUUAUCGCAACCUACCGACGAAAUGCAUUCAGAUUGCAUAAAAAUGAUUUCAUAAACUAGAACUAGAACUUUAAUAGAAUGUCGAUUUUACUUACGGUAUCGAUGGUUGUUCCACACGCUGUGCUAGAAUCCAGGAAGCUCAUAGCACGGUAAGCAAACCAGGUCGGGCGAUAAAUUUCAGCGGCACCUGAAAAUAUCAAAUAAACAUGACAACAUUAACAUGCACUACGAAAUAUCUUUUAAUACAUACCGGAACCAG